AUGGAUCAUCCUGCUCGGAUCAGACAAUCUGCAACCCAUCAUUCAACCCAUAUCAACCAUCAAGUUGGAUCUAAUCGACCCCAUCAGAACGCUAGCCGAAUAGACAUCUCCGAAAAUAAAAACAAGCCCCGACUUACCGAACGCCAGAAAAAGAAUCAAAAGAUCCAACAGCGAAUGCAUCAUCUAAGCUUCCCAUCAACCAAGAAAGACGAUAUCAAACCUUAUAUCUUGGCUCUCAAUCAAUAUCCAGAAACCACGAUCCGCUUGAACUCAUCAUCUUUUACCAGUAAGAAAGUCGUUGGAACGGACAAUAUGGGAAAAAAUAUUCUGUUCAUGGCUCAGUUUCACGAACUGGAUGAAGAAGAUCCUGUUGUUAAUGGUUUGUCGGAAAUCAUACGAGAUCUACAUAUGAUGGGAAAGAAUCGGUACCCCAUCAGACCAAAAAACUUGAUCAGCGGAACUAUGAAAGGCAUCGGCUUUCGAGGAGGAAUGGAAGGGGAUCAUAGCGCAGCUGUUGUUCUGGUAGGCACAUAUGCAAGAGUCUCCAAGAUUAAGGAGGAAGCCCGACAACGUGACGAAGCACUUUGGGAUAAACUUCCGGCACAUAACCUAUUUUUGUGUGAUCGACUCCGACAUUUCUCCCAGCAAGCCUUUGAGAAUAAUGUUUCGCUCUUGGAACGAUUUGGCUUACCUAGUUGGUCAGACAGUGAAUGGACCGAGUUUGCCAAUGAUGACACCAGGGCUUUUACCAAUGCCAUUGUCACUAAUAACAACUUUGUGAAUGAGCCGCAUAAAGACGAUGAUGAAAAUGAAUUCAGUUAUGGCAUAUUCAGCUAUAUUAACCCCGAGAAUGGACAACCCAUCUGUCCCAUAACCUCGGCAAGUGGGCAUGCUAUCCGCUUUCCUGAAUUCAAUUGCGAAAUCGACUUUGGAACUUCACCUGGAAUAAUUGAAGUGAUUUGGGCAACCAACCGAGUCGUUCAUCAUACAACUUCUCCCUCAAGCCCCUUAAGGACCACCAAACAAAUGAUGCACUUCGGAUCUUCUUUCCAGACUGGCAAAACUCUUAUCGAGCGUGCUGUAAUUUUGGACGAAUUACCACCUGACCAGAAAGCCAAAAGAAUAUUUGGACGAAGUGAACGAAAUGAAGUGGAAGAUCUACGUGCUUCAAAAAGGACAAAAUGA
Puccinia graminis f. sp. tritici CRL 75-36-700-3 is the source of this 1185-nucleotide messenger RNA. RefSeq lists its product as uncharacterized. The record is from RefSeq and is a predicted model, not a curated record. Lineage: Eukaryota; Fungi; Basidiomycota; Pucciniomycetes; Pucciniales; Pucciniaceae. The coding region runs from base 1 to 1185 and encodes 394 amino acids. The transcript has 2 exons.